CUACAUGGCGCUACAAACGCUUCCAAGUAUUCUCUUCUUUCUUUUCAUUUGAAAGAAGAAAAAAGAUGGAAAGUACUUUGAAACAUUUGUAGUUACGAUAUAUCGUAUGGUUAAAAAUAAACGCACCGAUGAGCGUGCGAAAGCGCACGAUAUUUGCCACGAUUGACAUUAUUUUUGCGAUCGAGUUGGUGCACCAAAGAGAUCAAUCGAGAAACACACGGAGUGCUUUCGCGGCGAGAAAGAUGAAACAAAACUGAAAGAGCGACAAUUGUCGGGGUUGUCGGCCCAGACAAUCGGAGGAGACUAGAGCGAUGCCCACCGUAGCCAAUUCCUCGCUGACUUACGAGAUUCUCAUGUACCUCAACUCCUUUUACUUCGGUAUGUUCGCCGUGUGCGAGUUGGGCAUGGGCCUGUUCAAGGCCGCGAAUCUGCCAUCGAGAGGCACGAGCACGACUCUGACGGAGUUUGCGCUGCUGCUGUUCCUGAUAGUGACCGAGAGCGGCAGGAUCUAUCUGGGAAGAAAGGGCAAUCUGACUGAACGCGGACUGCCGAUUCUCAUCGGGAUAGUCCUCACCGUUCCCAGCUCGUUGGCGACGCUCUACUUUCUCCUCUGGCAGUCCUGCGUGCUCAGGCUGGAGAUGAUCCUUUGCGGUAUACAGUUAGUCCUACUAGCGUCGGAGAUGGUCAUCGCUGUCAUGUGCCUUAUAGCUAUCUAUCGGCCACCAUCUCUGCAGAAAUAAUCGACUCUUGCUUAUUUUCUUUAUUCUCUUGGCACACUAAAUCCCACUCCACUUUGUAAUCAUGCUUGAAAAUCCAUUCCGAUUUGUCAAGUAAGGCUAAAGUGAUAUCAUAUACGCGUAUGUAUAAAAGAAAGAUCUUGCUGCACACUUUACAAGUUUUAUUAUCGUAUAUCGUCUGCAUCCAUGAGGAACAGUGCUACAGUGGAGUAUCAAGUAAAUUAUUUCAGAAUUUAUCAACUUACACUGGUAGUACUGCGCAUGUAUCAAUUCUAGUCGAUAGACCUAGUGUUUCGCGAGCACUUUUCGCUAAACCCCGUAAUAAAGACUGGCUACUAGAAAAGAGAACUAAAAAUCUACUUUUGUACCUCUGUAUCGCGUCCUUGAUUCUUUGUACACCACACAAACGCGGCUUUACAAACAAAUAAUACAAUCGAGUACGUCAUUCGACACACCUGUGUAUGUCAUCGACAUUCUGGAAAUUAAAGUAAUAAUGUAAGAAUAAAAUUUGAAAAAUUCUGUAAUCGAUAUUGUGUAAGCACUGCCACGGACAUUUAUUUUAAGCAGAACUCGUGUGUAAUUGCACACGAGAUUAGCUAAUACAACACAAUGGCGUUAAUCUAUCUCGUCAAUGGACAUAGUCUCUGGUCGAAGAAAAAUAUAUGCAUAAGUUUCUUUGUAUAUGCAUUUAUAUCAAAAUAAAUAUUUUUCAA
Ooceraea biroi (clonal raider ant) is the source of this 1450-nucleotide messenger RNA. RefSeq names its product transmembrane protein 216. The record is from RefSeq and is a predicted model, not a curated record. Gene Ontology annotation, biological process: non-motile cilium assembly. NCBI's taxonomy places the organism in Eukaryota, Metazoa, Arthropoda, Insecta, Hymenoptera, Formicidae. Gene Ontology annotation, cellular component: ciliary transition zone.